This is a messenger RNA of Lycium barbarum (goji berry), 1751 nucleotides long. Its product is annotated as DNA-binding protein RHL1-like. The record is from RefSeq and is a predicted model, not a curated record. Bases 51 to 1175 code for a protein of 374 amino acids. Gene Ontology annotation, biological process: DNA endoreduplication. Lineage: Eukaryota; Viridiplantae; Streptophyta; Magnoliopsida; Solanales; Solanaceae. Gene Ontology annotation, molecular function: DNA binding. The transcript has 9 exons.
CUCCAUCACUAUUAAGCCAGUGGAGUUUCGAGCAAUUGUGCAUACACACUAUGGCUAGAGGUGGGAAAAAGGCAGCAUCCACAACAAAUGGAGAACCAAACCCAGAUAUGGAGGAGAAAAAGAGGUUAAAAAAACUAGCAAUUUCUAAGCAAAUGCUCUCAGAGAAUCCAUCAAGAGUUAAUAAUAAUAAUCCACUGAGUCCAUCAAAAACUGUGAUUAAACACCAUGGCAAAGAUAUUCUGCGCAAAUCACAGCGCAAGAACCGUUUUCUCUUCUCUUUUCCGGGUUUACUUGCCCCGAUUUCGGGUGGUAAAAUUGGGGAGCUUAAAGACCUUGGUACUAAAAACCCUAUUCUCUACCUUGACUUCCCUCAGGGUCAAAUGAAGUUGUUUGGGACAAUUGUAUAUCCAAAGAAUGGUUAUCUGACUAUGCAGUUCUCCAGAGGUGGGAAGAAUGUAGUGUGCGAAGAUUACCUUGACAAUAUGAUUGUGUUUUCUGAUGCAUGGUGGAUAGGGAGGAAGGAUGAGAAUCCUGAAGAAGCACGGCUCGAGUUUCCAAUGGAGCUAAAUGUGCAGCAAGAGAAAUUGGAGUGUGAUUUCAAAGGUGGUGCAGGUGCUGCAUGCGUUCAAAAACGAAGUAUUAGCGAAUGUGGGGUCAAGCAUAUGGAGCAAGAGUCUCCUGAACAUGAACAGGAGGAGAAUUUUUCAGAAAGUCAAAAUGAUUCAAAAGAAGUUAUAGAAUUAACUCCAAGUCGUCGUUCAGCAAGGGCAGCAGGAAAAAAAUUCAAUUUUGCAGAACCUUCUUCCGGGGAUGAUUUGGUUGACAAUGAAGCCGAAACUUCCGAGGAAGAAGAGAAAAGUGGCAGUGACAUUCUUUGUGAUGAUACUGUAGUAGAAGGUCAAGUUGCUGAAAAAAUCACUGCCGCUGCUGAAUCUGCUUCCAAGUCUAAGAAAUCCUUCCGCACUAAGAAAAGUUCUCUUGUUCAGGCUACUAUUUCCACAAUGUUUAAGAAAGUGGACAAGCUUGCCACUCCAGAUAGAGUUUCUCAAAGGAAAACAAGAAAAUCAACAAAAAAAGAGGCAUCCAACACAGAAUGUGGUUCGACCAUGUCUGAUCAUGUUGGUACUUCUCAGGGUGAAGAUGAUAUUGAAGAGUUCUCAAGUUCAUCUAAGUGAAGUCCUCGACUCUCACAUUUUGGGUUAUUCUUCAACUCUUAAAUACGUACAGGAUGCAGAAGCUAGCGAUGAAGAUUGGGCUGCUUGAGUUAUUGUACUUUAUAUUUUAAUCCAUAGAUUAUGACGACUAUUCUCAAUGGAUCUGUAAAUUACUCUUGCGGAUGAAUGUAAAGGGGGACGCCACGAGUGAACAUCGCAUGGGCAGGCCACGUCGGGGAUCUAGCUAUAGACAGUUCCUCCUAAAAGACUCAAAGAUUGCAUUUGGAGGGAGGAUGAUCACAUGAAGAAGGCCAUACUUAGUUAUGGAAGAAUAAGUAUAAAGCCAUGAGAAUGUGAAAUGUGAUCGGCAGGCUGUAGUUGUUAGUUUGUUCAGAUUUCUCAUUUCCUCCUAUGAAUUCCAAUUUCCCUUAGCCUUUUGGUGUUGAAUCGUUUGCUUUGCAGUUCAAAUUCCAGUUAUGGCGUUAUCAAUUAUUAUACACUACCAGUGAGUUGAGAUUUUUGUUAUAACAAACCUUGCUGUUGAUGUCAUGAAUAUAAAGGCAAACAGAAGCGUUGGUGGCGUUAUCAAUUAUUAUA